CAAGCGGGGGCUAACAGGGCUGAGUGGUGCACACCACCCUGCGCACGUGUGGGUCCAUCAAGACCCCACCGAAAUUUUGGAGGAACCUCGAACAAAGCUUUGUAGGGGACCGAUUAACGAAAUCGGCAUCCUCUAACCUUGGAAGUUUCCGCACAUCAACAGCCCACCCGAUCCGCCCCCCUCCCACGUCUCUCGAGACCUAUCCGAUUAUUUUACUUCACAAUGUCGGCCACAACAUCACGAACCGCCGUAGUUGCGACAGCAACCGUCGCCGCCGUGGCGACAGGCCUUCUCGCAUAUGCCGCCUACUUUGACUACCGUCGCCGCAACAGCGCCGAAUUUAGGAGACAAUUGCGCCGCAACCAGCGCCAGCAACAACGCGCGGAAAAGAGCCAGGCCGAGGCCGGCGCCGCCGAACAGCGCCAGUCUAUCAAGGACGCCGUCGACGAGGCCAAGGAGGAGGGCUUCCCGGCCAGCGCGGAGGAGAAGGAGGCAUACUUCCUGGAACAGGUCCAGGCGGGCGAGGUUCUGGGCGCCGACCCUUCUAAGGGUCUUGAAGCUGCGCUCGCCUUCUACAAGGCUCUCAAGGUGUACCCCACUCCCGGAGACCUGAUCAACAUCUACGACAAGACCGUUUCCAAGCCCAUUCUGGACAUUCUUGCCGAGAUGAUCGCAUACGACGGCAGCCUCCGGAUCGGCACCUCGUACACCGGCCCGGCCGGCGGCGGCGUCGACGUUGCGGAACUGAUGCGCGAAAUGGGCGAGAUGGGUGCCGUGCCGGGCGUUGGCCUUGACUAGUCCCCCCCCGCCUGAUCGCCGGCGCCCCGGAGCGUCGAGAGACACACCCCGGCGGAGGUCAACAGAACCUCCCUCGAUUUUACCAAAGUACCAUGGCCUCGACUCACAGGUUCCAGCGCCAUUGGACGAUACGAUAUCAUCCCCCUUUCCCGGGGAGGGGGCAUACUGGCCCGCUGAGCUAAAAGGAGCUAGACAUAGGACCAGGUGUAAGAGUGAAGAUAACUGUAUACAUAAAAAUGCAUUACGGAAGUAGCAAGAGCGCAGGGUUGCUUUUAGCUUAAUGAGAACACUGCACUUAUUACGAA
Molecule: messenger RNA, 1103 nt
Organism: Chaetomium fimeti
Lineage: Eukaryota; Fungi; Ascomycota; Sordariomycetes; Sordariales; Chaetomiaceae
Product: mitochondrial outer membrane translocase complex, subunit Tom20 domain-containing protein
Exons: 4
Coding region: 223-798 (191 amino acids)
Biological process (GO): tRNA import into mitochondrion; intracellular protein transport; protein import into mitochondrial matrix
Cellular component (GO): mitochondrial outer membrane; mitochondrial outer membrane translocase complex
Molecular function (GO): transmembrane protein transporter activity
Source: RefSeq, a predicted model, not a curated record